UAGAACUGUCAACAACAAUGAAGUCAUAUUUGAUGUUAACUCUAAUUAUUGUGGUUUUACUGUUUUAUAUUGCCGAAGUGGAAACUACUCCUAGGGUGCCUUUAGCUCCACCACCUGGAACUUGUUUGCCACCUGGAGGUAUUACUUGGAUUAAUUGUACAAGACCUAACGAGUUUUACGAUUGUGGUAGCGCUUGUCAAACCACGUGUAAAACAUUAGGAGCGGUUUGUCCUAUUAUAAACGUACGAUGUAACGACGAUUGUUAUUGUAUAAAGGGAUUCGCAAGGGAUGACAAAAAUAAGUGUAUACCAAUAGAAGACUGUCCGAAACGUCAUCCUUGCGAAGAUCCUUGUAAAAGCUGUUAAAAUGGGAUCAAGUUCUAUAAACGCACUACAUUCAGUAAUAAAAUUUCAGUACUGUUGUUGUUUUUCUUCAGUUUUAAGUUUAUUUAUGAAUAUGCAAAAUGUCAUAAAAAAAUAAAUAACCGAUAGAACUUGAAAAAUACAGGGUGUCCAGAAACUCUACCGACAAACGAAGACAGGAGAUUCCUCAGAUAAUUUUAAGACAAUUUAACCCAAUUCACCUAGUCCGAAAAUGCUUCCUAAGGGAGCUAGAGCUCCUUGAAGAUGGCGCCAUGUAAUUAGUUUUUCUUAAAUACCUCCAGAACGCUUCUAUUUAGAAAAACGAAAAUUGGUAUGCCCAUUUACUUUCCAGAAAUGAAUCGAUUCCAUCUAUUGCGAAUUUCUAGUACCGGUCAUAGGCGUCCGUUUUGGGUAGGGCAACGGUUAUUUUAUCGCCUAACUUUUUUGUCUUUAAUUUUUAAGCAUUUUUGACUCUGAAUUAUUAAAUUGUUAGAUAUUCUAGUACUAAAAGGUGCUCAUACUUUAAGUCGAUAGGAUACACCGUUUUCUAGAAAAAUCGAUUGGAAAAUUUUUCGUUCUUUGAAUGUCAAAAAAAAGAUUUAAAAAAUCUAUUUAGAAAGGUAAAAACUGGUACAUUUAUUUAUUUUCCAGAGAUUAAUCGAUUUCAUUAAUGGCGAAUUUCUACUACCGGUCAUAGGCGUACGUUUUGGGUAGAUCAACAGUUAUUUUAUAGCAUAAUUUUAUUGUCUUUAAUUUUUAAGUAUUUUUGACACUAGAUUAUUCAAUUAUGAGUUAUUCGAAUACUAAAAGUUACUCUUGCUUUAAGUUGGUAAAAAACAUUUUUUUUAUUUCUUUCAAUUUUUUUUUUCAAAUUCCCAAAACUAAAAACUUUCAAAUUGAUUUUUCUAGAAAACGGUGUGUCCUACCGACUUAAAGUAAGAGUACCUUUUAGUACUAGAAUACUUCGCAAUUUAAUAAUCCAGUAUCAAAAAUGCUUAAAAGUUAAAGACAAAAAGUUAUGCGAUAAAAUAACCGUCGCCGUACCUAAAACGGACGCCUAUGACUGGUACUAGAAAUUCGCAAUAGAUGGAAUCGAUUCAUUACUGAAAAGUAAACAUGUAUAUAAAUUUUCGUUUUUCUAAAUAGAAGCGUUCUGGAGGUAUUUAAGAAAAACUAAUUACAUGGCGCCAUCUUCAAAGAGCUCUAGCUCCCUUAGGAAGCAUUUUCGGACAAGGUGAAUUGGGUUAAAUUGUCUUAAAAUUAUCUGAGAAAUCUCCUGUCUUCAUUUGUCGGUAGAGUUUCUGGACACCCUG
This is a messenger RNA of Diabrotica virgifera virgifera (western corn rootworm), 1675 nucleotides long. RefSeq names its product inducible metalloproteinase inhibitor protein-like. Bases 18 to 365 code for a protein of 115 amino acids. The transcript is spliced from 2 exons. NCBI's taxonomy places the organism in Eukaryota, Metazoa, Arthropoda, Insecta, Coleoptera, Chrysomelidae. The record is from RefSeq and is a predicted model, not a curated record.